GACGGAAGUGUCCAAACUUCUAUUUCCGGUGGGCGUACUGUGCUACACUGAAAAACAACUCCAUCGUUUAGAAAUUGCAAUUCAAAAUAAAUUGUAUCGUAAACUUGUCACGGAAAGAUAUUUGUUUCCUAUUAUAUGGUGGGAGAUUAACAAUGUGCCGAAGUGUCAAUACGAUCAGCUUUCCAUGCUAACUUCGCUAGCAUCUCAUUUUACAGUAUGUCUAAACUGCAACAUCUGAAUGCCCGUGUGGCGAAGCUGCUAACACAAGCAGUUUAUGAAGUUUUGGAGGCUGUAAAAGAGACCGUAUCUGAGUAUCAAGAAAAAACUGCCAGAACACUAAGGGAAAACGAGAGUCUAAAACGAAGACUGCAAGAGCUCAAGGAAGAGAUUGCACAAGAGAGAUUGAGACUUGACUCUAAUCACAUCACAGAGAAUGAUUUUCCUCAAAACCAUAAAGAUGGCCAUUCUCACACUGAACACUGGGAAAGCGAAGGCAAAUCUUACAAUGACAUAAAGAGAGAAGAGUCAAACAAUACAGUUGCCUCUCCUGCACAGUCUCUCACAGAAGCCUGUGGGUCACAAGAAGAUGAUGCGAUCUAUAUUGUUAAAGAAGAAGAUAUUAGCCACACAGCACAAGUGUCCAGUAAUGCAAACCAAAGUAUAAAUCCUAUACCAGCAAGAAACAUAGGUACAUCAGAGUCUGGAGGAAUAACUGAAGCCAAUCUGUCUAUUGUCAAACAAGAACCAAGAGCAUUUGAGACAAAAGACUCUUCCUCCUGUGUGAAUUUAAGUUACAACUCCUUUCAUCAAACAUCUACUCAACUAGCCAGAACACAGGUUGUUACUGGAGUUACUCAGCCUCCCAUACCUGCCUUUUCCAACCUUGUAAUGUCUAAAGGAAGUGCACAUACAAAUAUAAACAGAAUCUCUUUUGAUGUGACCAAUGGCAGACGGAGCUGUUUUCAAUCAGAGGAUCUUCAUGUGUGUAUUGUUUGUGGGAAGACAUUUAGCCGAGUGGGAAACUUGAGAAUCCACCAGCGUUGCCACACAGGAGAGAAGCCAUAUGGUUGUGUACAGUGCGGACGGCGUUUUACUCAAGCAGGCGACUUAAAAAAACAUAAGAGGGUUCAUACAGGAGAGAAACCCUAUUUUUGCACUCACUGUGGUAAAAGUUUCAGUCGAAGGGAGAACUUGAAAAGACACCAGAGAAUCCACAUUGGAGAGACACUGACAUUACAGCAAGUUUGGAGGGAGCAACCAAUAUAAUGUGUUUCCUAUUAACAGAAUUAUGUCCCACAGUUUCUCCCUCGCUGUCUAAAUCGAAGCUGAACAAUAUAUUGAUGAAACAUUAAAAUUCUGAUCUGAAAAUAAUAAAAUUAGGAUAGCCUAUGCCACCACAUUGUCAGCCGUAGCGUAUUAACUAUGAAGAUAUUGUACUUGCACCUGUACUUGUUUUGAAUGGAAGAAACACAAAUGUAAAAGAACCAAAAGAUACUACUAGGGUACUAUUAUCACAUCCAUUUUCAUAUAUUGUAUAGAAAUUCUAAUUGAAGUAUUUAAUAAUGUACUUGAAAGAUCAACUUGUCAAACAGACCUGUUUGGAAAGGAUUGCCACCCAUCUGCACUUUUUUUGUUUGGAAGGUGCCAACUUUAUUGAAGGAAAAUUACUGUUACAACUUUUUAUAAUUCUCAUUUAUGUGAACAUUGCUUUGUAAAGUAUACAUCAACACUAUUUUCCAGUAAUUGCAGUGUUCAAUAAAAUUCUGAAUUAACAUA
This is a messenger RNA of Periophthalmus magnuspinnatus, 1776 nucleotides long. Its product is annotated as zinc finger protein 502-like. Lineage: Eukaryota; Metazoa; Chordata; Actinopteri; Gobiiformes; Gobiidae. The record is from RefSeq and is a predicted model, not a curated record. The coding region runs from base 217 to 1266 and encodes 349 amino acids. Gene Ontology annotation, biological process: regulation of transcription by RNA polymerase II. Gene Ontology annotation, molecular function: RNA polymerase II cis-regulatory region sequence-specific DNA binding; DNA-binding transcription factor activity, RNA polymerase II-specific. The transcript is spliced from 3 exons.